AUGAAAAAUAUGAUUCAAGUAGCACUUUAUUCUGUCCUAUUGGUUUUUUGCUCAAUUGUUGCCCAACUUGUAUCCCAGAAAGUGAAAGAUCCUUUCAUUGAUGAGUUCUUCCAUUUGAGACAAUGCUUGGUUUAUUGUGAUUAUAAAUUCGAUGUUUGGGAUAAUAAAAUCACCACACCUCCAGGUUUAUACUAUUUGGGAUUCGCUUAUACCAAAUUGAUAUCAUACUUGGGAGUACCUUUGGAUACCAUAAGUGCAAAAUACGAUGUGUUAAGAUCCUUGAAUUUGGUUGGUGGAUUGGUGUUCUUGCCGUUAUUUGUGUAUAUUUAUAACAAGAAGAUUUGGUGGGUUAAUAUAAUAUCAUCACCUUUAUUGAUACCUUAUUAUUUUUUAUUCUACACUGAUAUUUGGUCAUUGGUAUUUGUGGUUGGUUCCUUAGCAUUCACUCGUCAUUCAGUAGUUGUGUCAGGAUUAUUGGGUUUCAUUAGUCUUUGGUUUAGACAGACCAAUAUAAUCUGGGUAGCUUUUAUAGCUUCUGUUUAUAUCGAUCAAUUUGUGAAAGAGGAUGAUUUAGUAGGUUACUUUCAACAGUAUGUGAAACAAGCUUUUGGCCAUGUAGUCCAAUUGACUCCAUAUGUGAUCAAUUUCGUGUUAUUUGCCAUAUUCCUCAAAAUCAAUGGAGGUAUCACUUUAGGUGAUAAAGAAAACCAUCAAGUACAAAUUCAUUUGGUUCAAAUAUUUUAUGCCGUUUUAUUCAUCAACUUCUUCACCCUCCCGACAUUCAUAUCGAUUGACAAGUUGAAGAGAUAUGGAAAAUCUUUCAUUGGACCUUAUUUCAUUUAUUUACCUUUGAACAUUUUGGGAGGUUUCAUCAUCCAUUAUAUCAUUGAAAACUUUACUAUCGUACAUCCAUUCUUAUUGGCAGAUAACAGGCAUUAUACUUUCUAUUUAUGGAAGAGAAUUUUAAGUCACAAGUACAGUUCAAUAGUAAUGAUCCCAAUUUAUCAUUUCGGAACUUGGAAUAUUAUACAUUCAUUAAUUAAGGCUAAAGUAAGCAUAAUAGUUAUAAUCUCAUUCAUCAUGGCCAACCUUCUAACCAUAGUACCAUCACCUUUAUUCGAACCAAGAUAUUAUAUCACACCUUUAGUGAUUUUCAGAAUGUUGACAAACAAAUCUUGCAAGUACAGAAAUUUACCAGAGUUUGCGUGGUCAAGUAUUAUCAACGUCAUAAUUAUGUAUAUUUUCUUUACAUAUGAAUUUACAUGGGAAUCUGAGAAGGGGAUUCAAAGAAUUAUAUGGUAG
Yamadazyma jaroonii is the source of this 1302-nucleotide messenger RNA. The record is from the annotation of a GenBank genome assembly. NCBI's taxonomy places the organism in Eukaryota, Fungi, Ascomycota, Pichiomycetes, Serinales, Debaryomycetaceae.